AUGAUUUUAAAUUUGUUUUUCGUUUUAGGUGUACUAUGGGUUUAUAGCAACAUAAUUGAAGGUUCUGUCGAAACAAUGAAUCGUUUCAAAGAACUAGGAAAAAAAAUAUUUUUUUGUACAAAUAAUUCCACAAAAACCCGUACAGAAUUAUUAGAAAAAGCAGUCUUCUUAGGAUUUAGUAUAGAAGAGGAUAGCAUAAUAUCGACAGCUCAUUCCGCUGCAGCAUACCUCAAAAAUCGUAAUUUUAAUAAGAAAGUUUAUGUCAUUGGCACAACUGGUAUAACUAGAGAACUGGAUUCCGUUGGUAUCGAUCAUACACCAGUUGGGCCAGAUGUAAUGGAGGGUACACUGCAACAGUAUUUAUCGCAGCAUUUCAAGCCGGAAGAAAAUAUAGGUGCAGUUCUAAUUGGUUUCGAUGAACAUUUCAGUUUUCCGAAAAUGACUAAAGCUGCCUCAUAUUUAAGUGAUCCAGAUUGUUUAUUUAUUGCAACGAAUACCGAUGAGAGAUUUCCAAUGCCAAAUUUGGUUAUUCCCGGUACUGGCAGUUUUGUACGCGCUAUACAAACGUGUGCUGAACGUGAACCUUUAGUAAUAGGAAAACCUAAUCCUGGUAUAUGUGAAUGGUUGAUUAAGCGAAAUGUCAUUAAUCCAGCACGUACACUUAUGAUCGGUGAUCGUUGCAAUACAGAUGUAUUGCUCGGCUAUAAUUGUGGUUUCCAGACAUUGCUUGUUGGUACUGGCAUACAUCAUCUAAACGAUGUAGCAGAAUGGCAAUCUUCAACAGAUCCAGAAUUAAAAAAAUUAAUUCCAGAUGUGUAUUUGCCCAAACUUGGAGAUUUAUUGCAGUUUAUGUGAUGUAAUAUAAAGAGAAUCGGCAUAGCCAGAAAAGACGCUACUAUAAUUGGUU
This is a messenger RNA of Teleopsis dalmanni, 907 nucleotides long. RefSeq names its product glycerol-3-phosphate phosphatase-like. Gene Ontology annotation, molecular function: phosphatase activity. Bases 1 to 855 code for a protein of 284 amino acids. The transcript is spliced from 3 exons. The record is from RefSeq and is a predicted model, not a curated record. Gene Ontology annotation, cellular component: cytoplasm. Lineage: Eukaryota; Metazoa; Arthropoda; Insecta; Diptera; Diopsidae.